This is a messenger RNA of Cylicocyclus nassatus, 783 nucleotides long. The record is from the annotation of a GenBank genome assembly. Lineage: Eukaryota; Metazoa; Nematoda; Chromadorea; Rhabditida; Strongylidae.
AUGCCCAACUCUGUUGUUGAUCCAUCCGUAAAUCCAACUCAGGUCAUAGCCACUUUUGAAGGCACACUUCGCUCUGCAAUGGGUAACGCAGUCCUUGAUGGCACACUUCAUCCACCAGCGUACUCGCCAGAAUUCGAGGAUUUGUACCCAUGGCGAAAGGAGCAGAACGGCUUGGAUGAGGAUAACAACAGUACGGAAAAGGAGGUGCACGAGACAAGCACAUCAACGUCAGAGACACAAGAUACAGAUGCAAGGCAGACGACGUUGAAAAUGUUGACAACUGAAGCUCCGCCCGAACAAACAACUUUUGACCUCUCCACUACCGAAACGAAUGACUUCCCCUGGACAAUACCUAUGAUUCCUGACCUCAACGAUCAUCCACUAGAGAUUUUUGUGAAAAGCACCAGCGCAGCGCCUAUCAUUCGACCAGCAUCUGAACGGUCUGGCAGACGUCUAGCUGAUCAGAUUAUUGAUGUGAUGACGGAAGAGCUAACGCUGCGACCAGUGGAUGAGUUGUCUACAACUGAAGAUCAACUCAGCGGUACUGCUGUUGGUCGCCGCGCAGCCAUUAUCUGCGAUAUUAUUCAACUUGGAUUUCGAACUGCCCCCUCCGAUCGUCCACCAGCUGCCACCAGAACCACCUGGGUGCUGCAGUCCAAUCCAAUAUACAUUGACCCGGCACCAGCUCCACUACCAGCACCCCAGCAACCAUAUAUACCGCAGCCUCAACCAGCGUUAGUUCCACAAGCUCCGCAAAUACCACAGUACACUGGUAAAGGAUAA